AUGGCGGGGCCGCUGCCGUGCCCGUGCCUGUGCCUGUGCCUGUGCUUGUCCUUGUCCUUGUCCUUGUGCCUGUGCGAGCUGCGCCCCGGCCCGGCCCCCGCCUGCAGCCCGCGCUGCCGGCACGGCGGGCUCUGCCUCGCCGACGGCUCCUGCCUCUGCUCCAAGGGCUACGAGGGCGAGCGCUGCCAGCACGCUACAUGUUAUCCAAAAUGCAAAAAUGGGGGAGAGUGCCUCCGACCUGGAAAAUGCAGAUGCCCACCUGGGUAUGGGGGUAGAUACUGCCAUAAAGUAAGCUGUGAAGGAGGCUGUCAGAAUGGUGGGGAAUGCAUCUCUGUCAACGGAGUCGUGAAGUGCCUUUGUGCUUCUGGCUGGACAGGAUCAAGAUGCCAGGAAGCAAUUUGUCCUCAAGGUUGUCGGAAUAAUGGAGCUUGUGUGGCUCCUGGGAUUUGUAGCUGUCCAGCUGGAUGGGUCGGUAGAGCAUGUCACUUAGCUGUAUGUAAACUGCCCUGCCAGCAUGGAGGGAAAUGCAUCGCUCCAAACGUGUGUAGGUGUCGACUGACAUACUCUGGGCCACAGUGUACAAAGAAAAGGAAGGAAUGA
Cinclus cinclus is the source of this 600-nucleotide messenger RNA. RefSeq names its product von Willebrand factor D and EGF domain-containing protein-like. The record is from RefSeq and is a predicted model, not a curated record. The transcript is spliced from 5 exons. Gene Ontology annotation, cellular component: cell surface; extracellular region. The coding region runs from base 1 to 600 and encodes 199 amino acids. Gene Ontology annotation, molecular function: signaling receptor binding. NCBI's taxonomy places the organism in Eukaryota, Metazoa, Chordata, Aves, Passeriformes, Cinclidae. Gene Ontology annotation, biological process: anatomical structure development.